This is a messenger RNA of Racocetra persica, 255 nucleotides long. NCBI's taxonomy places the organism in Eukaryota, Fungi, Glomeromycota, Glomeromycetes, Diversisporales, Gigasporaceae. The record is from the annotation of a GenBank genome assembly.
AUGACCCCACAAGAGCGUGAUUUUUUUAUUAAUAACGACAAUCCAACACCAGUAGAGUUUUUUAAAAGGUUCAAUUACACGUCAAAGCAAACAGCUGUUUCGAAAUGGCACUCAGUUCUUAGCGCGCUCCUCAAAGUUUAUCCAGACGAACCCAAAUUUGUUGAUAUCUACCAAAAUUACAUAAAGAAUAAAUAUAAGCAAGCUAUCGAAGAUUAUUUUAAAUCAUCGUCUGCUUCUAUUCUUGACGAGGAAAAG